Messenger RNA from Rotaria sp. Silwood1, 333 nucleotides. The record is from the annotation of a GenBank genome assembly. Lineage: Eukaryota; Metazoa; Rotifera; Eurotatoria; Philodinida; Philodinidae.
AUGCAAAAGCCUCAUCGACAUAAUGCAGUAGCAUUAGAUUUGGUAAUAUUUGCACCGAAAGGAAAAUGUUAUACAUUGAUUGGAGAGGAUUUAGAUGAAAAUGGUAUAAUCCAAUCACCUAUACGUUUUGAUUGGAAAUCAGAUGCUGCAUUUACAACACCACUUGAUAUGUGGCAUUCACAUCGUAAUGAAUCAGAAAAUGAUGAUGCAUGGAUUUUACCAAUUCAAGAUGCCGGUCUUUCACUUCAUGAAAGAUUGUAUGAUAUUCAAUUUGCAGAUGAUGAAUGGAAACAUUUAAAAGAUAAACAUGUAAUUAAAAGUAUAAUUUAUUAA